GGUGUUUUCUAAACUUCUGUUGCCGUUUACGACUUUCAAAUGUUUCCGUUGUUCUAAAUUUCUGUCUCGGCUCUUACAAUGCUAGCCAAAAUCAAUCUUUUACUUAUUUCUAUACCUUUGAUGUCGCUAAUCGGUCUUGGACAAAUUAGUGCUUUCGAUUGCCCAUCGCGAUUUGGCUACUUUCCCGACAAAGUGGAGUGUACGAAAUACUAUAUCUGUAAUUUUGGAAUUGCUUCUCCACAAGAUUGUCCCGACGGAUUACAGUUUUCCACUCGGUUAGGAAAUUGCGACUGGAAGGAUAACGUUAAAUGCGCCAAGUAUAACGGUUAUGCGUACCGUGAUGGUGAAGAUCAUCCGCCGCCGGGUACACCCGAGGUUCCCACGACACCGGGCAUGCUCCUGUAUCCCUUGGACGACCCACGAAUAACUGAAAUAUUUGCUCAAACUCAAAAGCCUAAACUGGAAGUAAGCCCGGCACAACCGUGUAUCCCGUCAAGUUGCCAAUUACCCAAUUGCCGGUGUGGUUCCGCCGAUCCUCCCAACGUCAUGGAUCCCGAUGACAUUCCUCAGAUGAUCCUGCUUACCUUCGAAGGUGCCGUCACUGAUGCGGCAAUGAAUAUAUAUGAGAACACGUUUAAGGACACAAGGAAAAAUCCAAAUAACUGUCCCAUCCGAGCGACAUACUUCGUGUCCCACGAGUGGACGGAUUACUCCCAUGUCCAGAAUCUGGCGAAUCAAGGUCACGAGAUCGCAGUCUCCGGAAUAUCAUUGCAGUUCAACCGCAAUCGGUCAAUAAACUCUUGGGAAGACGAAGUCCUAAGUCAGCGCAAGGUACUAAACGAAUUUGCCAAAAUUCCUGUGACGGAGAUUGUGGGCAUGCGCGCUCCGUACCUGUCCAUCGGUGGCGACAAUCAGUUCCAGAUGCUGAGCAAUAACGGAUUCCUCUAUGACUCCUCUAUGCCGGUUUCUGAAAACGAACCACCAUUUUUCUCCUUUACACUGGACUAUCGCAUCAACAAUGACUGUAUGAUCGAUACAUGCCCUAAUGGCUCUUUUCCCGGCAUCUGGGAGAUGCCCCUCGUGAUGUGGAAUGAUCGGUCGGGAGACCGAUGCAAUAUGGUGGACCAGUGCACUGAUCCGGAGAAUCAACAAGAAGUGUACGAACUCCUGAUAUCUAACUUUGAGCGACACUACACCACCAAUCGCGCGCCCUUCAACAUUUUCACCAGUGCAGCCUGGUUUGCUAAAGAAAUGAAUCAGCGAGCGUUUUACGAUUUUCUGGAUACAGUCUUAGAUAAGACAGACCAGGCGAAGUAUCGUAAUGUUUAUUUCGUCACAAUGAGCCAAGCGAUACAAUGGAUGAAAAAACCGACUACUUACCGCGAUAUCAAAACCUUCAAACCGUGGCAGUGUACCGACACACCAAAAGUCCAGCCUUGUACGAAGCCUAACACGUGCACGCCCUGGUUCGAAAAAAACAAAGAGAUCCGUCCCUUUAAAACAUGUCGGGAAUGUCCGAAAAAUUAUCCGUGGAUUGGUAAUGCAUACGGUCUUUGAGACCGUGUGCCCGGCAUUCGGGUCAAUCAAGACGAUUGGGGUUCACAACUGUACUACCUGACGCGAUGGAAUGUUUUACUCUGCUUAUGAUUAUCGUCCCAUUAAAUUCACUUUCAUGUUAUUUCUUUUACCUGAGCGGGUGUUAUCGUCGGAUAACGGUAACUUUACCUGUACCUAGUGAGGCUGAUUUUGACUUAGUCAGAUUAACUGUCGAUUCUGUCUGUACCGGUACAUAUGUUUAAAUUUACAUUCGGAAAAGCAGCAUCGUAUCGUACUUUCAUUUUUUAGGUUUUGUACCGGUUUGAUAGAAGAAAAUAAACU
Paramacrobiotus metropolitanus is the source of this 1878-nucleotide messenger RNA. RefSeq names its product chitin deacetylase 7-like. Gene Ontology annotation, molecular function: chitin binding. Lineage: Eukaryota; Metazoa; Tardigrada; Eutardigrada; Parachela; Macrobiotidae. The transcript has 4 exons. Gene Ontology annotation, biological process: carbohydrate metabolic process. The record is from RefSeq and is a predicted model, not a curated record. Gene Ontology annotation, cellular component: extracellular region. The coding region runs from base 79 to 1557 and encodes 492 amino acids.